GUGCGUCACACAGUCGGUGUUUUGAUCUCGUGGUGAGUAGACAUGGAGGCCGAAGACCACCAUCUCGCGGAUGAGUAUGUGCAGGAGUUCGUACUUGACCACCUAGAGGACGCAACCCCGGUCAAGCAGCCGCUGCAUCAUCUGCACGGGGGUGGAGUGCUCAUGAGAAGUAACAACAACCUAGUGACUCUGGUCUCCAGCACUAGCCAUAACAGCCAUCCCGGGACGCCGGGAACACCCCCAGACACACCGCCGGUGAGCGCCUCCCCGCCACCAUACCAGCACGAAUUGCAACAGCCCCCACAACAACAGAUUCCUGGAGGCGGCAUCAAAGGGUACACGGACAUGGAAAUGAUGUGGUCCAUUACACAAUCACUGCGAUACGGGGGCGGGCACCAAGAACCACUGGACCUGCGGCCGAGUAAUGCCGGACCCGAGCCUGACAACUGCUGGGGUGUAACACCCCAACAACAACAACAGCAGCAGCAGCAGCUUCACACCACGGUAAUCACUGGUGGUGGAGGCAAGAUGGUGCAGUUGCCAGCUCUCCAUCACCACCACCAUCACCACCACCACAGCGACUACAUGGGGGAGGAGGAGGUGCAAACGCCAGUCAGCCCUCGCAUGGGCAUGAACAGGCCCCUCAGCUGCGGCAGCAGUAGCGUUAUGUCGCCCCUCAGCUCCUCCGGGGGCGGCGGUCAGCACCUCGGGUUCGGCCCCGGUCCUGGCGACGAUAUCCUAAACGACGACGCGCUCAUGUCUCUGUCGGUGAGAGAACUCAACAAGCGGCUGCACGGGUUCCCACGGGAGGAGGUGGUGCGCCUGAAGCAGAAGAGGCGGACGCUGAAGAACCGUGGCUACGCGCAGAAUUGUCGCAGCAAGCGGCUCCAGCAGCGGCACGAUCUCGAGGUGACCAACAGAACCCUGCAGGCGGAACUGCACCGCAUCAAACUGCAGCUGACCCGCGUGGCCCAGGAACGCGACGACUACAAGCAACGGCUAGACCUCUUGCGGGCCGGCGGAGGCUCCGAUGGCGUCCACAGCUCCGUCAGCUCCUCCGGGCACAGCAAUCCCAGUUCGCCAGAGUUCUACCUGUGACCUCGUUGUGGCUGGAGCUGAGGUGUGAACAAAGUGCCUGCUCGACGGCUCGGGGACCGGUGUUGUUUUGGACCCCACUGUGAUGUUCCUUGCUGUAACGUCUGCCCCGAAAACUCGUGAAAUGGCUCACGUAGGGACAUGUUUCUUGUAUUUAAAUAGCGACAGUACGUUGAUUCAUCGGAUUAUGUCGACAUUGUUGCUCUUGGAUUUCUUUGCUUAGAGAAGGCUGUGCGAACCGUGAGGUCUGUCCGGAAAACGUCUCGGAACCGAUGAGUGUUCUUUCAAUUCAUUUUCUACUAAACGGAAUGGGUAUAAGCCUGUCAUUUACGAUUGAAAUAAGUGAAAGGUUAUUUGUACGCUGUGCAGUCUUCCUAAGAGAUUCUUACGCUACCCAUUUUAGCUCCCCAAUUUCCUCACGAUGCUGGGUUGGCACCGGUCGAAAAUCUCAUGUGAAAUUUCUUUCCCCGAGACUCGGACCAGCGCGCCUUCCGUACCACCGGCCCGAAGCAUGGCGCCACAGACCGCGCGGCUCUGUUUCGUGGAGAUAUUCCCUUACGCUCGUUACUUAUCAAGCAUCUUAAUAUGAACUGGUUGUUCUUAUGGACUAAAUUAGGCUUGUGGGUCUUUUUAUGUUUUAACAACACGUAUUAUCUAUUUUACUUUACAUCAGUAAAUCUUUCUCCUUUUAAAGAUAUGAGGAUAUUAAUUGACGAUGUUACUAAUAAAAUCGCUUCUGUAGCGUCACAGAUCGUUUGAAUCAAUCGAGAUGAGAGAUAUCAGAGCUGUAUUGACGAUAUAACUGAUGAUAAAGGUACUGAGCUUCAACGACAAGAAACAUUUCCAUGCGAACGAUAAUUUUGUAUCAGUGCGUUGCACUGUGUUUAAUCGAUGGAAAACUACAUCAGUUUUCCCACCAAUAAGGAAGUUGCGUGUAGGAAGGUCGUAAAGCACUGUGCGAUAUACUCUAGUUGGGUUAUUGUUGUUUUGGGGUUAUGAUAGGUUUAUGCUAAUGUUAUUAUAGGGAUACCAAGUAUUCGUUUUCUUUGUUACUAUUGCAUUUCUGUUCUGAGGCAUUUGCCUCCUUUUUGCACGCACAGGAGAGACGAUGAUGUAAUAAUACCACUUUGCAUAUCGGUAGGUCUGUCCAGUGCCGGUCUGUACAAAUAAUUCUCCCUCUUCCACUCCCCUAUGUAUAAACGUGGUGUCGAUUUGUUCAAGGAGAAUUGCAUGACUUUUACGAGGGUGAGAGAGGGAAGGGGCGAGGCCAUGAGUUGUGUCAAACAAUAACAACCAUUGUGUAAUAAGUCUUAUUUUUUUACGAAAACAAUAACUACAAAAUGUUUUCAAGAGUUGGUGUAGUAUGACUUUCACGUUUUAACGAACACAGGGUGUCCAUAAAGAACAUUACCAAUUUGCCCGUGUUCUUUAUCAUUCCAUUGUAGUUCUAUUCAGCUCUAGAUCAAUAGUGCAGUGAGCGAUUGCUGUGCAGUAUGUACCUGAUCUUACUACAUUCUUAUUAUGAAUACGAGGAACUAGGAAAGAUGCAUGCACAAACCGCAAUAAAUAAACUGUUAUUAUAUACACAUAGUCCUUGAUAUAAUACAGAUUUAUUAUUAUAAUUAUUUCAAGUUAUAUUACAAACUAGAGGAAACGUUGUCCGUCUCGGUCUCCUGAAUUCAUAUGUUGUCCUCGGUUUUCUAACUUCACAGACACAUAAAAUGCACGUUUUGAUACAAUGCUUACCUGAAUGACAAUUUUUAAAUCGAAAAUGUGUUUGGGACGUUCUGAAAAUUUUCCAAUUGAAUUUUGAAUACUUUCAUAAAUUGCUUGAUGGUUUCCAGGUGACCGCAAUGACAACGUCAUCUCAUUGUUGCAGUAAGCAGCAACAUGCAAUGUAAAUAGCAAUAAAUAAAUGUAUUUGUCACAAUU
This is a messenger RNA of Zootermopsis nevadensis, 3027 nucleotides long. It is a transcript of the gene tj, whose product is annotated as Maf family bZIP transcription factor traffic jam. Lineage: Eukaryota; Metazoa; Arthropoda; Insecta; Blattodea; Termopsidae. Gene Ontology annotation, molecular function: DNA-binding transcription factor activity, RNA polymerase II-specific; RNA polymerase II cis-regulatory region sequence-specific DNA binding. Gene Ontology annotation, cellular component: nucleus. The record is from RefSeq and is a predicted model, not a curated record. Gene Ontology annotation, biological process: regulation of transcription by RNA polymerase II.